Neocloeon triangulifer is the source of this 1017-nucleotide messenger RNA. RefSeq names its product poly [ADP-ribose] polymerase tankyrase-like. The transcript is spliced from 6 exons. Gene Ontology annotation, molecular function: NAD+ poly-ADP-ribosyltransferase activity. The record is from RefSeq and is a predicted model, not a curated record. Lineage: Eukaryota; Metazoa; Arthropoda; Insecta; Ephemeroptera; Baetidae. Bases 128 to 832 code for a protein of 234 amino acids.
CCGAUAUAAUUUCACUGUCGCUUCGCUUGCAUGCGGUGUGAAUGUGAAUUAGUGCAUCUAAUCUACAACUCAACCCUCGCACAUCCACUGUUCUGACCAAAUCUUUACCGUCUUCAAAGAAAUAAGUAUGGCUAUGUCAAUGGGAGCGGCAGGAGACAAUUACGACCGUCAUCGUUGGGUCGAAGGCUGUUCUUUGGAGCCCAUUCCCUCUCACCGAGGCGAAUACCUAUGGAUUGACUAUAAAAUGCAGAACUCCAUUGCAGUCCAUGGCAGCAACAAGAUCACCAAAUAUGACAUUGUCCAGGUGUACAAAGUGAAAAAUUCAAAUUUGUGGGGGCGGUAUGUUGCCCGAAGGUCACUGUUGGCAAAAGACCUUUCCCCUGGAGAGAAAGUGGAGGAGGAGCGCCUUUUCCACGGCACAAAUUUUGCUGAUCAGAUUGUCAAGAAAGGCUUCAAGGUGAAGCAUGCUGAUCCCCAGGGCAUGUUCGGCAAGGGAAUCUACUUUUCAAACCUUUCAUCUAAGAGCACCCAGUACACUUUGGAGGGAGGCACUGCUCCUUGCCAGCCUCACAAUGCUGUGUACUGCACCACUUGCGUCAGGAAGAUGUUGAUCUGCCGAGUGGCCCUGGGCAAGUCCUACGUGGCCACCUCUGCCAUGAACGGCAUUGAUCAAGCCCCAAGAGGAUACCACAGUGUUACUGCCAAACCUACGUCAGGUGUCCUCAACUUUCCUGAGUACAUUGUUUAUGACAAUGAUCAGGCCUACCCUGGAUAUCUUGUUGAGUACAAGAUCUGCGCUGAAAAAACCCGUAAAAGCGGUUCAAGGCAUUAGUAGAAGAAUUUUGUAAAUGUCACCUGCUGCAUUCAUCUUGAGGAAGUGUUUAUUUUCUAAAAAAAAAAUAUCAAACAAGGAAUUUCUUUUUCUUUGAAAUGAUGUUAGACAUCAAGUGAAAAAAAUGCUAAUUUUCCAUUAUUUAUAUAAAUUUCUUUGAAAAAUAAAGAAUUUGCUGAAAAAUA